AUGAAGAAACAAGCACAUGGUCACUUCCGAGAUGAUUGCUGGGAACUUAUAUUCCAAAAAUUUAGAGAUGACGAUGAGUGUGCCUUGGGUUCGAUAUCGCUGGUCUCGAAGCGGUUCCUGUCGAUAUCUAACCGGGCAAAGCUUAGCUUGAACGUAAACGACGGGACGCUCCCUCUACUCCCCAAUCUUCUUCGAAGAUUUCUACACAUCGGAACAAUAGUCGUCAACACUAAUGCACACAAGGACAUAGACGGACUCCUUGAUCAGAUUUCACGGUCUGGUGCACUGAAUCUCCAAGCCAUAAAGUUUCGUUCGCGUUUGGCAAAACUUCCGCGAGAUGGUUUGAAGGCACUGGCGUUGAAUAAGAAUAUAAAGAACAAUCUGAAGGUAUUGGAUUGCUCUCGACUGAUCCUUAUGCAAGACAGCGAUUUGGUUUUGAUAGCAGAUCUUUUUCCAUGGCUAGAGGAACUCAAGAUUAGGGCGUACAAGAAAAUAACCAAUGAUGAUGCUACGGCAGGUAUUACAGAUGAUGGUGUUGAUGCAUUGGCAUCGAAGCUUAAGGAUUUGAAGGAGUUUGUGUUUACAGGUAAUGCAUGUUUCAUUACUGAUCAAUCACUUAUUUCUCUAUCCACAAAUUGUGUGAAACUGAAGACAAUUAGUCUUGACAUAAGCAGGAGCGGUCGACAUUAUGUGACCGGGGAAGGAAUUGAUUUUGUGAUGCGGCAUAGCCCCAAUUUGACCUCUCUCUCGCUAAAUUUGUGGUCGUUACAACCUUCUGCAUCCUCUUUCAAGAUUGAAAAAGCAUACGCCAUUGCCAAAAAUCUGCAUUCUCUCACCAUGAGUCAACAACUUUUUUCGGAGAAGCAUAUAUGUUUAGUCACGAAAGCAUGUCCUCCAUUAAAGAAGCUCAGGCUCUUUGGUUCCGGGGGUCAGUAUUUUGAAAUACAUGGUGCAUUAAAAUUGCUUUUGCAGGCAUGUCAGUUGACAUUGGAAGAGCUAACCCUAGGAAGUUGGUCCCUCACAAACACAGGUAUAAGCGAUUUGGCUCAGCAUCUCUCAAAUCUUACUUUCAUAGAUCUUCAUGAAUGUUCUGGGUUGACUAGUGCCACCUUUUACACCCUCAUGAAAAGUUGUCCUUUACUUGAAACACUUAAGAUGGCAGAUAUGAAAGGACAAGAGAUAGAUCUUUUCUUCCCGGACUUUUUACAUAAAAACUACCAUAUGCGACACCUUGAUAUCUCCGGAAAUUGGCGGUUGACUAAUAUGAUGCUCAAGAACUUUGGGCAAGUUUGUCCGAAUCUACAAUUCCUCGACGUAAGUAAUUGUAUGAGCCUCACCGAUUUCGGCAUUGGAAAAGUUUUGAGAGUAUGCCCUGCCAUAACACAACUGAAUAUGAAUCAUCUUAAGGUUUCCGGUGUUUUCGGGAGAUAUAUUUUUGACCACUUUACCAUAAAUUUGAAGACUAUGAAAGCUCGUUGGUCACAAAUUGAUGACAAUGGAAUGACAAUGAUUGGAAAAAGAUGUCGAAAUCUCCAAUAUUUGGACAUCGGAUUCUGCGAAAAAGUGACAGAUAAAGGGGUAAUGGAGGUGGUGAGGAACUGUGAACGACUGAGGUAUAUAACUCUAAUUGGGUGUAAAAAAGUGAGCACCGAUAUUUUACCUCAGAUGGUGUCGUCAAGGCCCUCCCUUAGGAACAUUGAUCCUCCAGGUUUCUAUGAUCUCAGUGAACAGAUGAAAAAGAAACUCUUGUCCUUCGGCUGCCGGCUUAGGGUACCUCCUGAUUAG
Rhododendron vialii is the source of this 1785-nucleotide messenger RNA. Its product is annotated as F-box/LRR-repeat protein 4-like. Gene Ontology annotation, biological process: SCF-dependent proteasomal ubiquitin-dependent protein catabolic process. Gene Ontology annotation, cellular component: SCF ubiquitin ligase complex. Gene Ontology annotation, molecular function: protein binding. NCBI's taxonomy places the organism in Eukaryota, Viridiplantae, Streptophyta, Magnoliopsida, Ericales, Ericaceae. The transcript has a single exon. The coding region runs from base 1 to 1785 and encodes 594 amino acids. The record is from RefSeq and is a predicted model, not a curated record.